This is a messenger RNA of Caenorhabditis elegans, 993 nucleotides long. It is a transcript of the gene sri-78, whose product is annotated as Serpentine Receptor, class I. The coding region runs from base 1 to 993 and encodes 330 amino acids. The record is from RefSeq and is marked reviewed. Lineage: Eukaryota; Metazoa; Nematoda; Chromadorea; Rhabditida; Rhabditidae. The transcript has 6 exons.
AUGGUCGACUUUUCGGUUCCAUUUUGGCUCAUCUACUAUCUUCAUGGAAUCGGCACAAUUUCCCUGCUCUUCGACGCUUUCUCUGUGUAUUUGGUGAUGUUCAAAAGCAGCCAGAUUGAUAAUUUUCGGUUUUUCCUGCUCAAUUUUCAGAUUGCCUGCUCCGUUACAGAUUUUCAUAUCACUUUCCUCAUGCAACCGGUGCCCCUGUACCCUUUAAUGGGUGGGUAUGCCCUUGGAUUUCUGCCAAUAAAAUUUGGAGUUUCAUUACAUUCUUGCUUGACAGCUGUAGUGUUCCUAUACAUCUACCAAGUCGCUAGCAUGAUAGUUUGUUUCGUUCGGAAAAAUCAAUCAAUUGCCGGGACACUGACAUCAUUCGCUAUUCCGGCUCCACUGAUCAUAUUUCUAGUAGGGUUUCUGGCAGUCUACACGUUUUCAGUAGUUGGAAUGUAUUUUUGCUCGGGUAUUACAGAGAAUGAGAAGAUUAAAUUUGUUGAAGAGAACCUUCCCGAGUACCUAUCAUCUUUCCAAUCCCUCCCGAACUUCUCCAUUUACCAAGCCAACGCCCUUCUCUUUAUCAUGGUGAUUACUGCUGUCACGGGCGGCCUACUAGCCUUUUCGUUCUUCAUGGCAGUUUUAUAUAACAUUUUUCGAAUGUUAAGUUUCAUGAAAGUUCAAAUGUCUGACACCACUUAUAAGAGACAUCGAGCCGCCGUAUGGAGCUUAAUUGCACAAUUCGCCACGUCGAUAAUUUGCUUUUUACCACCAAUUUCUCUGGUUUUCGUAGUGUUUUUGAAGCUACCUAAUCCUCAGGUAAUCGUAGAGCUUCUCCUUGUAGUCGCCUGCCUCCACUCGCCCGCCAACGUGACAGUCCUGAUGUUCACGUUCCCGCCAUACCGGAAGUUUGUUUGUGUGACUAUUUUCAGGCAAAAACCAACAGGCUUGGAGCCGAUAUCUGCAAAGUCUUCAGUGAUGGUUUCCCACUUGGCAAAAUGA